This is a messenger RNA of Scutellospora calospora, 422 nucleotides long. The record is from the annotation of a GenBank genome assembly. Lineage: Eukaryota; Fungi; Glomeromycota; Glomeromycetes; Diversisporales; Gigasporaceae.
UUAUUGAAAGUGAUGUCUAAGUAUCGUCUUAUUCCGUUUUGUGUGAUCUUCAUUCUUUUGAUUUUAAGCAUUUUACCUAUUGCACAAGCCUGGGAUAGUGUGGACCAUGAGAUUUUUGAUAUAGUGGAUCGGCUUACGAGUUUUGAAGGAGACAAUGCAACAUUUUAUUCAUUACUUGGAGUAGAGCCCACAGCCACUGAAAAGGAUAUUGGCACAGCAUAUAGAAAAUUAUCACUCGCUUUACAUCCUGAUAAAAAUCCUGGUGAGCAUGGUAAAGAAAUGUUUAUCUUAUUAGGUUCCAUUACAAAAAUCCUUCGUAAUCCAGAAUAUCGAGAGCGUUAUAACUUUUUCUUAAAAAAUGGCAUUCCAAAAUGGCGUGGAACAGGGUGGUAUUAUAAUCGAUAUCGACCUGGUCUUUCCGG